GUUGUAAUUGGUCCUUCCUUUCCUGUUUCGGCUCUGCACAGAGACACACAUAGCAAUGGCACCUCGCAAGGGCAAGGAGAAGAAGGAAGAGCAGGUGAUCAGCCUGGGCCCCCAGGUCGCCGAGGGCGAGAACGUCUUCGGUGUCUGCCACAUCUUCGCCUCCUUUAACGACACCUUCGUCCACGUCACUGACCUCUCUGGCAAGGAGACGAUCUGCCGUGUGACUGGCGGUAUGAAGGUGAAGGCUGACAGAGACGAGUCCUCCCCCUACGCCGCCAUGUUGGCCGCCCAAGACGUGGCGCAGAGGUGCAAGGAGCUGGGCAUCACCGCCCUGCACAUCAAGCUGAGAGCCACGGGGGGCAACAGAACUAAGACUCCCGGACCCGGUGCCCAGUCUGCCCUCCGAGCCCUGGCUCGCUCUGGGAUGAAGAUCGGCCGUAUCGAGGACGUCACCCCGAUCCCAUCAGACAGCACCCGCAGAAAGGGCGGUCGUCGUGGGCGUCGUCUGUAAAAUGUUUAUAUUUUUCUGGGUCAAUCAAUAAAACGUCAAUUCCAGCUC
Messenger RNA from Megalops cyprinoides (Indo-Pacific tarpon), 559 nucleotides. RefSeq names its product 40S ribosomal protein S14. The transcript is spliced from 5 exons. Lineage: Eukaryota; Metazoa; Chordata; Actinopteri; Elopiformes; Megalopidae. Gene Ontology annotation, biological process: ribosomal small subunit assembly; maturation of SSU-rRNA from tricistronic rRNA transcript (SSU-rRNA, 5.8S rRNA, LSU-rRNA); translation. Gene Ontology annotation, cellular component: cytosolic small ribosomal subunit; ribosome. Gene Ontology annotation, molecular function: mRNA 5'-UTR binding; structural constituent of ribosome; small ribosomal subunit rRNA binding. The record is from RefSeq and is a predicted model, not a curated record. The coding region runs from base 56 to 511 and encodes 151 amino acids.